GUCGCCCACCAACAAACUCCCAACAGAGUCACUGGAGACGGAUCCGAACACCACAAUGGCCUCCCUCGAGCAGCCACCUCCCGCUUCGGUCCACGUCGACGCCACCGGCGCCUCCUCCUCUUCCCCAACCCCGCCGCACCCCCGCCGCAUCCCCUCGUGGCGCCACUCCCGGAGGCUCCGCAUCGAGAUCGACCUCCACCUGCCGCGGUGCGGUCUCCGCCCCAGCAAGGUCCUGAUCCACUCCUUCUGGAUCUCCCUUGUUGGUCUCUUCCUCAUCCGCCUCGCCACCGCCGUCACGACGGCCACCGAAGUCAGGGUCUUCUCCAUCGCUGGCGCCGUCGCCGCCUUCCUCCCCUGGCUCCUCCUCUUUCUCUCCUCCGCCGCCAUCACCGUCCUCCUCGAGACCGGCGUCUGCGACCUCACCUGGAUCUUCUCCGGCUCGGGGGGCGGUCCGCCAGGAGGGGAGCCUCCCCUCGUUUCCGGCCAUGGCGACGACGAUCGGGACGGCGAGGGCAUUGGCGGAGGCGAAGCUAGCUAUGCGAUCGUGUCAUCUACCAUGGUGACCGACGCGUCGACGUUCUCCACUACGCAAAGAGAGCCAAGCCUCGUGGGCAUCGGCGGAGGCGAAGCGAGCUAUGGGAUUGUGCCGUGUACCAUGGGGACCGACGCGUCGACGUCCUCCACUACGCAAAGAGAGCCAAGCCAAGUCUCCUGCCAAUGUGACGGGGACCGCGACGACGAGGGCGAGGGCAGCGGCGGAGGCGAAGCGAGAUAUGGGAUUGUUUCGUAUACCACAGGGACCGAGGCGUCGUCGUCCUCCGGUACGCGAAGCGAGCCGCGGCUCGUCUCCGGUCCGGGCGACGAGGACUGUGACGACGAGGGCGAGGGCAGCGGCGGAGGCGAAGCGAGCUAUGGGAUUAGCUCCUCUACCGCGGGGAGCGAGGCAUCAACCUCUUCCGCGACGCCUCCAGCGGUGCUGCCAGAGUCCGUGGAGUCGGCGCCGCCGGUCUGAUCCCUUGCGCCAGCGAGCUCUGUGAGACUUGUCUCCAAUUUUUUUUUUGGUUUUUAAUCGCUUCAAUAAUAUAAUUUUUAAUUAUUCUUCAUUGGCAUUUCUACUUGCCACGUCUAUAUUUUUAUAGGAGAUUUAUGCAUUAGAACAUUUCGUUAAA
Musa acuminata subsp. malaccensis (wild Malaysian banana) is the source of this 1169-nucleotide messenger RNA. RefSeq lists its product as uncharacterized. The record is from RefSeq and is a predicted model, not a curated record. Lineage: Eukaryota; Viridiplantae; Streptophyta; Magnoliopsida; Zingiberales; Musaceae.